Messenger RNA from Bactrocera dorsalis (oriental fruit fly), 1245 nucleotides. RefSeq names its product 28 kDa heat- and acid-stable phosphoprotein. NCBI's taxonomy places the organism in Eukaryota, Metazoa, Arthropoda, Insecta, Diptera, Tephritidae. Gene Ontology annotation, molecular function: RNA binding. Bases 256 to 837 code for a protein of 193 amino acids. Gene Ontology annotation, cellular component: cytosol. The record is from RefSeq and is a predicted model, not a curated record. The transcript has a single exon.
UUAUUUGACUGGAAGGCUAUCAUGAUGAACUGUCAAGAAAGCAACUAGAAUCUGUACAGCAAUUUGCUACUAGGAAUUUAUCAUAAUCGCAAGUGGAUACGUGCAAAACCUCAGAAACAUUGUGUACACUCUUUAAUUUGUAAAGAGUUUUAUUUGCACGCUCACUAGAUAAUUUUGCAAUAAAAUAAUAUUUGCCGUUAUCAGCAAACUUUUACACAAAUAAAGCGCCACCGAUAGACAAGCCAUAGCUGUAAAAUGCCACGCGGAAAAUACGUAAAUCACAAAGGUAGAAGCCGACACUUCACAUCACCCGAAGAGUUGGCCAGUGCCCGAGAUGAGUCCAGCGAAGAGGAGACUGAGUCGGGGGAUGAGAGUGAUAAUGCCGCAGCAGGUACUAGUAAAGCUGCACGCGCUAAACCAAAGCCACGAGCCAAGAAGACAAGUGGCGGUGGUGGCAGUAGCAGUGAAGAGGAUUCCGAUGAGGAAUCGUCCGAAGAAGAAGACGAUCGUGAUGCACGCAAAGGUGUCGCUUCACUCAUUGAAAUCGAGAAUCCAAAUCGUGUUACAAAGAAAACAGUACAAAAACUGACCAAUUUGAAAUUAGAAGAAACGGCGCCUUCUAAGCCCGAGUUGACACGACGUGAGCGUGAACAAAUCGAAAAGCAAAAGGCGCGUGCGCGCUAUGAAAAAUUACACGCAGCCGGCAAAACGACAGAAGCAAAAGCGGAUCUCGCACGUUUGGCGUUGGUCCGUCAGCAACGUGCUGAAGCAGCAGCUAAACGUGAAGCUGAAAAGAAAGCUCUGGAUGAUAAGAAGUCACCAGGUAGCAAGGCUUAGGGAAACUUUUGACUGCCUGGUCAUCUACCUAGGAACGCGGCAAUCCAUAACUGGUUUUAACUUUUUUUAUUAAUUAUUUUUUAUUUGAUUUGAAUGCAGUAGCUGUUCAUUUAUGUAACGAGCAGAAUUCGUUUUAUAUUGCCGGAAAAAACUCAACCCAUCCACUAAUUAAUUAUUACAAUCUUAUUACAUUUUACUAAUGCGACAAAUUCAAUGAAGUUAAAUAGCAAAGGGUUAUCAAUUGCAAAACUCGGCGAUGUAGUAAGAGUCUAUAUGAAAUACGUAACGGUAGAAACUGAUGAAUAACCACGACAUGGUAACACGUUACAACUGCUUGUUAGAUUGUAUGCAUAUUGAAAUGACCAAUACUAAUGAAUGAAUAAAGGUAUAAAAAUGCUGUUUUAUAAA